Ilex paraguariensis (yerba mate) is the source of this 866-nucleotide messenger RNA. The record is from the annotation of a GenBank genome assembly. Lineage: Eukaryota; Viridiplantae; Streptophyta; Magnoliopsida; Aquifoliales; Aquifoliaceae.
UGAGAUAAGGUGAUAAGCCCACGUGGCAAUAACCAAACCCUGCCUCACCUCCAUUACUGAAAACACGGUCUCUCUCUCUCUCUCUCUCUCUCUCUCAUCCCUUCUCUUCAACCAUGGCCUCUCCAACUCUGAUCACUCCCACCGCCUCCACACCAAAACCACUCACACCCAUCAGAUCAAAACUCACCCUAAACGCCACCGCAUCCACUCCGAACGUCAGCACCAACACACCACCACUCAUACGCCGCGGCUUCCUGUCACUCACUGUCGGCACUGCAUUGCUCGUACCAGUCACGUCUGCAUGGGCGGCUUUCGAUGAGGAGUACGUGAAGGAGACUGAAGAGGUGAUCAACAAGGUCAGAGCCACCAUAAACAUGGAGAAAACUGACCCCAACAUAGCAACUGCGGUGGCUGAACUAAGAGACAGUUCAAAUUCAUGGGUCGCCAAGUACAGAAGAGAGAAGGCUCUGCUCGGCCGGGCAUCGUUCCGAGACGUUUAUUCGGCUCUUAACGCCGUUUCCGGUCAUUAUAUUAGCUUUGGACCGACGGCACCGAUUCCAGCAAAGAGGAGGGCUAGAAUCUUGGAAGAAGUGGACACAGCAGAGAAGGCUCUAGCGAGAGGAAGAUAAAUGGAACCAGUUAUUGAUGGUAGCAAUUUUUUUGUACUAUCUUAAGCACUGUUUAUUUUGCUGAUUUUAGGCAUUGUAGAAUGAGGUUCACUUUGUGAAUUCCGAGGUUAAAUAUCUAUGUAUAACAUGGGAAAUAUGUUUAAUCUCUUUUGUUCUUUGAAUCAAAUUUGCAUAUGCUUCCGGAAAAUUCAGACCAUGAACUUUUUGCUGAAUCCAAUUAAUAUAAACAUCGGGCAG